AGUUGAAACCCACAAGAGUUAACAACCUCCACAUAGAGUGCGUUUAACUAUCUUUCUGGAUUGUGGUCCCUUCUGUACGAGUUCUUGGGUGUGAAUCUUAACCCCAUAUGGAAAAGAAAAUUGUGCCAAUUGAUCUUAUAUAAACUUAUAUAUAACCGCCCUUCCAAUGGCCUUGCAGCUGUCCCUAAUCUGAUCACAUUUGUUUAAUCUUUGACUUGAACUUCUAUAUUUUUUUUGGUGUCAAACCCAUGUUUGCUUUACUGGGUUGUUACAUGUCUCUGCCAAGUGGGUGUGGUCCUAUGACAUCUGCAAAUCUUUGGCUUUGAUGGUAAGGUCAGCUUUCAAUGCAUUUUAGUUAAUCAGCAGCUAUAUCUUUGCAUUUUUAUAAUCAUGGUUGCUGGUCUUAAUCAGUGUUAAUAAUCCGUGGCUUAUUAAUCAUUAUUUAGCAGUACCUUUUGUCUUUAGAUUUGCGGUGGGUAUUGAUUUGUAAUUGUUGGGUUACUUUCAUUAGGGUUUUGAAGCGAAUCCUACUCAGAAUGCCAUUGGUUUUUUUAACUAUGUAAUUGUCUUCUGGGUUCACUGUAAUCUUGGCAGUUUUGGCAUUUUGCAAUUGAAUUGUUCAUUUUUGUUGAGUUUGGAUGAGAAUGUGUUGUAGGUUUUGUUGUCAUGAAAAUGACUUUUUUGAUUUUAUGGAAAAUUCAAUAAUAUCAGGAUAGUCCGUCUCUGCUAUGAGAAGAUUGUGACGUUGAAGGAGGACCAUUGAGUAAUUCUUUUUCUUUUUCUGCAAGUUGGGGUUGUGGGUGUUCCUCUGCCCUUUCUAUUUGGACAUAUUAUAAAAUUUCCUUUAGUUUGGCAUCACAUGGGCCGACCUUUGGAUCUUUCUUUUAUUAUAAAGGUCUGUUAGUCUUCUAUUUGAACAUUCCGUAUUUAAGAAAUAUGUGGUGGAAAUUUGAUACUAGCACCUGCUUCCAUAUUUAAGGUAUUGUGCUUUGAAAUUCCAGUAUUUAAGGGCUUGUUGUUUGUGGGAAUUCCGCUUAUGAAUAAUUGGUAUUGAAACAAUGAGAACAAGAAGAGGGAAACGCGCUGAGGCAUUUUGGCCUUCAAUUGUGAUGAAGAAAUGGUUGAAUAUAAAACCCAAGGUUAAUGAUUUUAGUGAAGAUGAGAUUGACCCGGAAACUGAAAGCGAAGAUGAUGCUUGCUCUCUUAAAGAUGCAAGAGUGCAUAUGGGCGAGGAUCAUGGCCAUAAGAUACAGGGGAACCGUGCUGCAUACCGAGCUCAAAAUUCAGAUAGUAAAGGCUAUCAGGUGAAACACAGGAGAGGAAAAUCAGAAACUCUGCGUGCCCAGUACAUAAAUACUAAGGAUCCCUUGGUUAUCUGUAGAGUAACAAUAGGCACUUGGAAUGUUGCUGGAGUGCUUCCACAUGAAGAUCUUGAGAUUGAUGAUUGGCUUUGUACAGAAGAACCAUCUGAUAUGUACAUCAUUGGGUUUCAAGAGGUUGUUCCUUUGAAUGCUGGAAAUGUACUUGGAGCGGAGGACAACAGGCCUAUUCCGAAAUGGGAGGCAAUUAUCCGACGAACUCUCAACAAAUCUUUAGCACCUGAAAGCAAACACAAAUGUUACAGUGCCCCACCCUCUCCCGUGUUGAGGACUUCCUCUGUUGCUGAUGCACUUGCAGAUGAGGUUGAUCCUCUGUCAUUAGAAAUUCUGACUGAGAACUAUAUGGAAACUGCGUAUGGUGGUGAUUCAGUGACACAAGAAUUAAACAAAGCAGUUGGUAUGGGAGAAAAUUUUCUCUUGAAGAAAAUGUUUGGAAUUGAACGUGAUAGCAGAUUAGACUGGCCUGAACUACCAUUAGAUGCAAACCCUACAGUUACCUCUUCGAGUUUCAAAAUGCGGAGAGUAUUAAGUAGUGAUGCAAGAAUGGGCCUGAGUUGGGCAGACAAUUGUCUAAUAUUUAGCCCCCAAAAUGUUGCAUUGAAUGCCAGUCGAUUGAAAAGAUCACAUCAUAGCUCUGGAGACCUGCGUUCAAUUUGCACGGAGUAUCAAGAGAGGCCUGAAGUCCUCGAUUCUCAGCCUGAAGUUCUCGAUUCUCUAUCUGACGUGUCUGAUGGUUUAUCUGAAGGGGAGGAUGAUCAUUUUGAAAUUCCAAAGGAACAAUAUGAUGAUGAAGAUGUUAGAACUAGGGUGAAGUCACGUCCUAAAUAUGUGCGAAUUGUUAGCAAGCAGAUGGUAGGAAUAUACUUAUCAAUUUGGGUGCGCAAAAGGUUAAGGAGACAUAUAAACAAUGUGAAAGUCUCUCCAGUAGGAGUUGGUCUCAUGGGCUACAUGGGAAACAAGGGAUCUGUUUCUGUUAGCAUGACUCUUUUCCAGUCAAGGUUGUGCUUUGUCUGUUCACAUCUGACCUCUGGUCAGAAGGAUGGGGCCGAACAGAGGCGUAACGCUGAUGUAUUUGAAAUAAUAAGACGUACCUUUUUCUCAUCUAUAAUUGAUGCAGAACAAGCGCAGACGAUCCCAUCUCAUGAUCAGAUAUUCUGGUUUGGAGAUUUGAAUUAUCGUCUCAAUAGGUUGGACGCAGAAAUUAGGAAGCUUGUUGCUCUGAAACAGUGGGAUGAACUGAUUAGCAAUGACCAGUUAAGCAAAGAACUUCGGAGUGGGCGUGCAUUUGAUGGAUGGAAAGAGGGGGUGAUAGACUUUCCUCCCACUUACAAGUAUGAGAUAAACUCUGAUAGAUAUGUUGGCGAAAACCCAAAGGAAGGAGAGAAGAAGAGAUCUCCAGCGUGGUGCGAUCGAAUACUCUGGUUAGGGAAAGGAAUAAAACAACAUUCAUACAAGCGCACAGAAAUAAGGCUCUCGGAUCACCGCCCUGUUAGCUCCAUAUUCACGGUUGAAGUUGAAGUCUUAGAUAAUCGGAAGUUGCAAAAGGCACUAAAUGUCAACAGCGCAGCUGUACAUCCUGAGAUUUUCCUUGACGAACGUGGGGACAUAUAACCUUGAGCAAACACCAGGUCAUUUUAACAAAGUUGAAUGAUUGGUGUCUUUUUAUGACAGACUGGUAAGACAAUGCUGCACUUUUCUACUCCAGUAAUGACCAUAGUCAGCAUGCAAGGGAAUGUGUAGUGCUGGUUUUCCAAGAGAAAUGCGGGACGUGAAGUUGUUUGUGUUAGCGUUUGAGUCCAUAUAUACGAAAACAAAAUCUAACCCAGAAAUUGUUUAUGUUGGUGGGAUUGAUGUACAGAGAGAGCUCAAUAUGAACCUUGAACAAAUAGUGACUGACCUCCAUGGUUGAGUAACUUGAGUUUUGUUCUUUGGUUUCCUUGUCUUGCAAGUCUAUGUUAAACAUUGUUCCUGUCUAGGAUCUUUUCUUCUUGUCCUCUCUUCGGAUUUUGUAGUCAUUCUAUACUUUGUAAGAAACUAAUUAAAAAAAAAGGGUAUUCUUUCU
Messenger RNA from Tripterygium wilfordii, 3441 nucleotides. Its product is annotated as type I inositol polyphosphate 5-phosphatase 2-like. Gene Ontology annotation, molecular function: inositol-polyphosphate 5-phosphatase activity; phosphatidylinositol-4,5-bisphosphate 5-phosphatase activity; phosphatidylinositol-3,4,5-trisphosphate 5-phosphatase activity. NCBI's taxonomy places the organism in Eukaryota, Viridiplantae, Streptophyta, Magnoliopsida, Celastrales, Celastraceae. The coding region runs from base 1059 to 2990 and encodes 643 amino acids. The record is from RefSeq and is a predicted model, not a curated record. The transcript is spliced from 11 exons. Gene Ontology annotation, biological process: phosphatidylinositol dephosphorylation.